UACUUUUUCUUAUUAGUUCUACAUUCUAAAGUGAUGAUGUAAAAUUGUUGUUGUAUUUUUGUUUAAUUCUUCUCACCCCUACUAUAAACCCCACGCCCGGCUCCGGCGAGACCCAACACAACAGCUCGGCGGUCCGGCUCCGGCAAGACCCUCUGAAGGGAGCGGAAAAAUGGGCAUGUCGGCGGCAAGCUCUGUCAAUGAAGCUAUGAAAUUGUGCAUAUUUGAUUUGAGAAGGGGACAACAUGAAGGGCAGGAGUUGGACAAGAUUUUAUUUUUCUUUCCUGCUGAUUUGCCUUUCCCAACCCAACUCUCUGUGAUAGGGCUUAGUGAAGGGCUCAUAACAUUCACCAGGAUAUUCUCCCCAGAGGCUCCGUGUGAGGUUAUUGACGCAGAGAUGCACUCACAUGUUUUCUAUGAGGCAGAACGUGAUAUUUGGAUGGUGAUGGUGGUGGAGAAAAGUGAGUCAGAAGCCAUAUGGCGGACUGAUGCUUUACGAAAUGUUCUUAAAGAAGUUCACUCUCUCUUUGUGAUGUUUCACGGGUCCAUCAGAGCAUUACUCGAUAGAGAACCGAGUGGAGGGCUUACCAGGACGCAUUUGUAUUAUUUUGUUAUGGAUUAUUUAAGUGCAUUUGAAAAGCGACCUUCAUUGGAAUUGUGCUGCUGGGAUUUUCUUUCUGGCAAGAAGCUUCACUUGCCAAAUUUCCGUGACUGUCUGAAGGAGCGUGGAAAAGUACAGAUGUUGACUAUUGGGAGGGAAGCAGCACUUGAAGUUCAGUCACUAGUAAGAGUGCUAGAAUCGUGUGCCGGCUGCACACAGUGCUACUCACUGAUCAUGUUCCAGGACCUGCUGGUUUCCACAACUCUUUCUCCUGAUGACUUGAUUAACCUAUUCACCUAUACUGUCAUGAGGUUGACCCCAAAUGCUCUGUCUGCUGGUGCUGGCUCCUGGUCCUAUUUACGCAAAGGAAGCUCUACUUCUAAUGCUUCUGGUUCAUUAUUGGCAAGCUCUACCUCUGUCCUGGACCGGUACUACAGCUCACGGGAUACUUCUCCAGUUGGAGUUCGUAGCUAUCAGGUUGUUAGGCCCUUACAGCAUGACAAAUGGUCCAAGGGGAAGGAUGUUUUCCUUGUUACUGAUAUCUGGGGCACAGAAGUUGGCAGCUUGAGUCCCAGCAGUCCAACAAUUUGGCUUAAGCAAACAGAGGAGAGGAUGUAUCUUUGUGCUUUUCAGCAUAGGAGCCUCACCAUAAUACUUUUCAUUCCCGUCACAUCCGUACACAAUGGAGAGCAAGGGUUAUCGGUGGUGAAGCAGCAAAUUCUGGAGAAUGCAUCACCCAAGAUAUUCAAAGUUGAAGAGAAACUAUCUAGAGGAUGGGGUGGCGAGAAUGCAUAUCAUGUGAGUGGUUACCGCUACUUACUUGUAGACGGUGAUAGAUGCAUCUCUCGGGCAUCUCCGCCUGGAAAAGUAACAACUCUUACAAAGGAUUCUUUAGUUGCAAUGAAUAAGCUCCGAGAAGAGGUUGACUUAGAAAAGAGCAGAGCUAAAUGUGAUGGAUCGGACUGCGAGAAAGACCAAGAAAUUUGUAUUAGAGCAAAAAAUGGUGCUUGGGUGAUUUCGCGGGUGACACGAGGGAAGGAGCUCUAUAUGGUACUUGAGAAAGCCAAUGAGACCCUUCUUUAUGCCUCUGAAGCUGUUGAAAAGUUCAGUGACAGGUAUUGCAGUGGCGCUUUUUCUUUGUAAGAGGGAAACUAGAUUUUGGUAUUGCCGAGACACAGGAUUCAUACAAAAGACAUAGCUACAUAUCUUAUGUUGUUGUUAAUUCAACUUUGUUUGUACUGUUUAUAAAUAAAUAAAAACUUGAUCCUCUCCUCUUCCACUUGGAAAAUCUAAAUCACUUGUAUAGUUUAUGCAUUUUUUCUCCCUAUAUUAUUAAUCCUUGCAUUA
Molecule: messenger RNA, 1945 nt
Organism: Nicotiana tabacum (common tobacco)
Lineage: Eukaryota; Viridiplantae; Streptophyta; Magnoliopsida; Solanales; Solanaceae
Product: vacuolar fusion protein CCZ1 homolog B
Biological process (GO): vesicle-mediated transport
Cellular component (GO): Mon1-Ccz1 complex; intracellular membrane-bounded organelle
Source: RefSeq, a predicted model, not a curated record